AUGGGAGUUCCGGGAUUUAUCUAUUGGUUGGAUACCAACAUUUUGAGAGGACUUAAACGACAACAACAUAAACAACAAUUACAACAUGGUGAUGAUGAGCCUCAUGAAGAUAUUCCAACUAUUCAAUUUGAUAUUCCGAACAAAGAGCCUAACGUUGAAAAAAUUAUUAAAAGACAAGUAGAUAACUUUUAUAUCGAUCUUAACGGUUUAAUUCAUCCAUGUUGUCAUCCACAAGUGGGUAAAAAGCCUCAAAACGAAGAUGAAAUGAUGCAACGAAUUGUAGAUGAAUUACUAUUCUUGGCAAGAACAGUAUCACCUAAAAAUUUGUUUUAUAUUGCAGUGGAUGGUGUUGCACCUGCAGCUAAACAAGAACAACAACGUCAUCGUAGAUUUGUUGCAGUCAAUGAUCAUGAAAUUAGAUCAAAUUAUAUCAAUGAAAUUCAAGAACGAUAUAAGCAACAAAUGGAAACUCAACAUUUAAAGAAAGAGGUCAGCAAUGAGGAAAAGAAGGAUGAAAUGAAGGAUGAUGCUCUUGAACAAAAUCAACAGACUGAAAAUGAAACAAUGCAAGAAAAGAACGAAGCAACGUUAACAAACAAUAACGAGUCAACUCAGCCAGGAUUCUGGGCUCGAUUGGAAGCAAAGAAAACUCAUUGGGAUCACAAUGUCAUUUCUCCAGGAACACCUUUCAUGGUUCGGUGUAUGGAAACAGUGCACCAAGCAGCUGACUUGAUCGUUCAAGAGUUUCCAAAUGUCAAGGUCAUUGUGAGUGACAGUAGUGUUCCAGGAGAGGGUGAACACAAAAUUUUGAGUUACAUGAAAAAAGAAAAAGCAAUCAAUCCAAAAUCCUUUUCUCAUAUGGUACACGUAGUGCACGGUUUAGAUGCUGAUUUAAUCAUGCUUACCUCUUUGAUUGGUUUACCACAUAUUUAUAGUUACAGAGACAAGGAAAAUGUCAGAGACAAGAGAAGAGAGAAGGAAAUAUUUGAUAUUUCUGCAUUGGGAAAACUAUUUGCUCGAAUUAUUGUUUCAUCCAUUAUCACUCUUGACAAAACACGAAAAGCAAGAGAAGUUAAAUGGAGUAAUGAGAGUCUAGUGUCAGACGUCGUUUUACUUUUGAUGGCUGUUGGAAACGAUUUUUUACCAAAUAUUCCUUCUCUCGUCAUGCACAAUCAUGCUGCCUCCAUCAUCAUGUUUGCUUACUCAAAAUAUUUGAUUCAAUGUCUUGCGACUAAGAAAGGAAAGGGAUCUAGUAUUGACCCUUCAGAAUACUAUUUGGUUGACCACAAACAAGGAGUGAAGGUCAAUAUUAGAAAUUUCGUUAAGGCACUUUCAACAAUUCGAGACGAAUCUGUUUUCGGCUUAUUUGUUAAAAUGUACAGCAGUAAUUUAAGAAAGGCAACUGAAAAACAAGCAUCAGAUGUGUUUCAACAUGAAGACAUUAUUGAUGGUAUCAACCAAAUUGUUGGAAGUAGAGGACGUAUUCAAGAAGCGAAGUUUGACAAAGUUUGGAAAGAAGUUUCGAAAAAUUCAAUCUCUCAUGAUUCAUAUCAAAUUGUUUUCAAAAUUUUGAAAGAGUUCUACACGAGUAUCGACAAGAAGAAUUCAUCCGUCAAUCGAACCUAUGAUGAGGCAUCUAUUUUGAACCGAUGUUUAAGUAAUGCCAAUUUUGUGCUUGAGCAAAUUCCUACCAGUUUGAUUUUAAAGUAUAAGGAUGAAAUUCAUAAAGAAUAUUACGAAAAAAAGUUUGGAAACAGUUCCACAGAAUUUAGAAAGAAGUUAGUGAAGGAAUUUUUACGAGGUGUAGUAUGGUCGUUCACUUAUUAUUCAUACAAUGAUCCACCCUCUUGGACAUGGAGAUUCCCAUUUCAUUAUGGACCCGUUUUGAGUGACGUUUCUGAUUUCAUGAAAGAUCUCCAAGAUGAAGAAUUGAUUAAGGAAAUUAGCACUUUUGAAAAGGGAGCACCACUGACACCCUAUGAACAAUUACUGUGCAUUCUACCAAAAGAAAGUAUGGGAAAUUGUUUACCACAAACAUAUUUGGACAUAUUGAACGAUGAACGAUUGAAUGAAUUUUUCCCUUCAUCAUUCAAGAGAGACGGUAAUUUUUCAGGAAUUAUUUAUAAGGCAGUUUCUCUUCUUCCUUCGAUUGAUAUUUCGCUUGUGAAGAGCAUCUCAAAAGAAUUAGAUCCAUUAUUGUCAUCAGAAGAAAAACAAAAGAAUUCGGUAGGAUAUGAUGUUAUUUAUGUGGCAACCGAUUCUGAUGUGAAUCAAGAAUUAAGACAAAAGCUCAGCGAUUCUUCCUCUGAAGAAGACCCACACAUACCACUAUCCUUCAAUCAAGACAGUAUUUUAUCUGGCAUGUUCAAAAAGAUGGAUAACAAGUUAAUAUUUAACUCUUCAGAUCCAUCCAUCACACCUUCCAAUGUAUUGCAUGCCAAUGUUGCUUCCUAUCUUUACAAACCAAGUGAGGUGAAUAUUGAUAUGGCAUACCAGACACUCGAAAAGACUCCUGUUCCAAGAGGACGUUUAAAUGUCUCAUUGACCAGACAAUUAACCAAAUUCACCCAAGUUGGAACCUUUGUGAGAGAAUCAGAGAGUGACGAUUUACGCACUCUCUCUGAUCGUGGGUCAACUACCAAUACUAGCGCUCAAAAGAGAAAGUACAACAAGGAUAAGAAUGUAGAUGGACCUCGAAGAAAGGUUGCUAAAACAGAGAGUGGUCAUCCACAAGGAAAUCAACAUUUAUCAAGAUCCAAUUCUCAAAAAUCGUCACAGAAAGAAAUGGAUGAACGCAAACCUAUUAAGGCAAAGAGAAGAAUGAAUAAGCAACAGAACUCUACAGAGAAACAACAAGCAUCCGUGGUGACCAUUGAAGAUGGAAUGGAAACCACCACUGCUACAGCGCACUCUGAAGCAAAGGUUGAAACCUCUUCAUUGACGACGAAAAAGAAGGAACAUCCUACUACUGAUUCUUCAUCUAAUCACAACGAAUCAUCAACAACAACAGAAUCUACAGUAGCUGAGACAACCACAACCUCACAUCGAACGACUUCUAAGGAAGCUGAGAAGAGAAAGAAGAAACGACAACGACAAAAGGCCAAUAAGAGACUAAAGAAAGAAGCAGCUGCAUCUUCUGGUGGUAACGCAGCUACUAUGACUGUGGUGACAUCCAACAACAGCAAUGAUAGCAACACAAACCAUGUGAAGCAAGAAUCCAUGACAUCCACUCACAACAACACCAUGGUGAAGAAGCAAGAAAAAGCAACAACACCUCAAGGAUCUCAAAACAAGCAAAAAUUGAAGGAAAAUACCAAAGACAAGUUGAUGGCACUCAUGAACAAGUUAAAGAAAUAA
Molecule: messenger RNA, 3357 nt
Organism: Naegleria fowleri
Lineage: Eukaryota; Heterolobosea; Eutetramitea; Acrasida; Naegleriidae
Exons: 1
Coding region: 1-3357 (1118 amino acids)
Biological process (GO): nuclear-transcribed mRNA catabolic process
Cellular component (GO): nucleus
Molecular function (GO): 5'-3' RNA exonuclease activity; RNA binding
Source: RefSeq, a predicted model, not a curated record